Molecule: messenger RNA, 6277 nt
Organism: Gryllus bimaculatus (two-spotted cricket)
Lineage: Eukaryota; Metazoa; Arthropoda; Insecta; Orthoptera; Gryllidae
Source: the annotation of a GenBank genome assembly
UACUGCAUUUUGAUUGAAGCGGUAAUCGUUGCCAUGGAGGCCGUGGCGUCAUAGAAGAUGCGUACGCUGACGUCAUAUCUGUACGUCACGCAUCGAUCGAUAUUUGUACUAUUGCCACUCGCUCGCACUCGCUUUUCAAAGUGACGCGAUGGCGUGUUCGUGAAUUGGAAUAUGGGAAAUGACUGAUGUAAAUAUAGAAGUAAAUGAAUAUAUUCGGAUAAAUAUAUGAAUGCAAUGUAUAUGCAUUGAGUAGUGUAUCUUUAUCUUUGUAUCUGGGGCCCAGGUUUACUACAACUAAAGGAACAUAGUUUAAGAUUUAUCCUUGUGCAAGUGCGAAAAUAUAGGUUAGAAACGCAUCUUUAAAAAUGUCAUCAGAAGUUUCUUCACAAGAGAGACCAGCCGUGAUUUCGAUUACGGGGGAAAUUGAGAAUCCUCGACAUGUGGAAAAGCAAAAAGAAACUCGGGGGGCUCAAACUUCUACAGAAGAUAUGCCUGUAAAGGCAGAGAAUCGAUCAGAGGAGGAUAUGAGAACCCGAAAACCAGUAGCAGAUGUGGGAAACCUGAAGGAGGAAAGUAAUUCUGAGGAACCUGACCACCUGGGGGUGAAUCUGGACGCUGCCAGUCCUGUGCCUUUUGAUUCCUGGUUGCAUGUCAUUAUGGAAGAGAGGGCUGUAGGAGAAGUACAGGUCCUAGGUGCUGUAGGCUCUGAUAAAACAGAGGUUGGUACCAGGCAUAUGGUAGACAGAGCAAAUGGGCCACGGCUGAUUGCUGCAAGUGGUUUUCAGGAAUCUAGAUCUCGAAAUGCUCUUUCUAGGCGCAACAGAAAUGAAAAUGGAACAAAUGCACUUCAAGAACGGGCAGCUUUUCCAUGUACGGAUUGCGGGCUGUCAUUUGCAAGUGCAGUUUAUCUUAAGUCACACUCCACUCAUUGUCGUCAACGUCGUGCUCCAGCAUACAGAAAUCACCUUGAUUCAUCAAGUACUCUAAAUAUUGGUGCAAAUCCUCAACAGAAUCCAGAUUUACAUGUUGGGCAAAUGCGCUUCAGUUGUGAACAGUGUUACAAAGCUUUCUCCUCUGCAUACAAUCUUGAAAGACAUCGCCGAACUCAUAGUGGUGAACGACAUUGUGAAUGUCAAACCUGUGGAGCGGCAUUUGCGGACCCAUGGCAUUUACAGAGGCAUGAGCGAAUUCACACUGGUGAAAGACCAUAUCGUUGCAAUCUUUGUGGCGAAUCCUUCACGGAGUCAGGAAAAUUGAAAAGACAUGAACGUAUUCAUUCAGGUGAACGACCCUACCGUUGUGAAGUAUGUGGAAUGGACUUCAGGGUAUCUAGUCAUCUCAAGACUCACCGUCGAAUUCACACAGGAGAACGCCCCUACCAAUGCACUGAGUGUAGUCUUAGCUUCAUCAGUUGUAGUGUGUUGCAUCGACACAGACGGAAACAACAUGGUGUGCCUUCCAUACCUGGGGCAAUCAGUGAUUCCACCCGUCACUUUCCAGUCCUGCUUCUCUCUUGCGAAUUAUGCCACAAGGCCUUUUCGUCUGCAUAUAAUCUGGAAAGGCAUAGGCGAAUUCACAGAGGAGAGAAACCCUACAAGUGUCAGACUUGUUCUGCUGUAUUUGGAGACACUUGGCUAUUAAAGAGGCAUGAGCGUACUCAUACUGGUGAACGACCUUACAGAUGUGAUGUAUGUGGUGAAGCUUUCAUUGAAUCCAGUAAAUUGAAGAGACAUUCACGGGUUCACACUGGGGAAAGACCUUAUCGAUGUGAAAUAUGUGGGACUGAAUUUAAAGUUUCUAGUCAUCUGACAAUGCACAAAAGAAUUCACACUGGGGACAAGCCCUACCAGUGUGAAGAAUGUGAUAAAGCUUUUGCUAGAGGAAGUAUUUUACAUCGGCACAGGCAAAGGGUUCAUGGCGUGCCUGUUCCUGUACCAACAUGCAUCAAUGCACCAGGUGUAUGUUCAUAAAUGAUAAUUUUAUGACAGUAAUUAGCAUAAUCCCCAGAAACCUACAGAUUACAGUGUAAUGUCACUCUUUCCAGCAUUUAUAUUUGCACAUUAAAUGUUUACAUGUGUAGAGAGAAAAUGUAGGAUGUUCCUUCAAUUGUAUUGCUUGACUGCACACCAAAUAUAAGCAAGUAGGUGGCUGCAGAUUGAUGUGAAGCCCUUCAGAUAAUGUUUGGGUAUUGAGGCAGCAGUGAUGUUUUUUAAAGUUUUUGGUUCUGAUUUGCACAUGAUAGAUAUUGCACAGGGUAAAUUAUUUAGUUCUUCAUUGUUGAGCACAUGCUUUUACAAUACACAGUUUUUGUCUAUGAUGUGAGAUCAGAUGCUGUAAGGUAAAGGUUAUAUAAAGAAAAUAAUAAAGGUUGAGGGAUGAUAAUGUAGGGCAGCUAGUGUUUGUUGAGGAGGAUCUCAAAACAUUUUAAAACACAUGAAGGUAUUUCGUAAAAUAUGAAAAUGUAGAGAAAAUAAUUAAAAUGUUUUAUUAAAUAUUUAUCAUGAAUAUAAACUAAAUUUUUAAUGAUGGAAAUAAGAAUCUGUAAAUAAAGUAUUUAUUUUCAUUUGUUUUAUUGUAGGUUUGAUUGAGAAAUUCAAAUUCAAGAACUUCUUAUGUGUAGUACCAAAGUGUCCAUCAUGUAACAGAGGAAGAUAUCAUUUUUUUUUUUUUAUAUAUACAAACAUUUUUGUUGAAGAAUUUUUUAAAUUAUUAAAUUUUCUUUAAAUUAGGAGAUCCCUGACUAAGCAUUUUAUGUUUUUAUUGUGGUCAUUAAGGUUAACUGAUAUAUGAUGAAACAUGCACUUGAAUGAAUAAGCAAUGUAAUUCCCAUCAUAGCUCAGUGUUACUGAUGAAAGUAUAAGAAAGCACUGUUGAUGUGGUGGUGUUUUUUUUUAAAGAGUAUUUUAUCAUCUCUUCUACGUAGUUGGAAAUAGUGUUCUGUCUUCUGAACUUGAUGGUAUGAUCUCAGUGCCUAGUAGGAAUAGGAAUAGAAUUUUUAAUUUUUCUUGGGCUCUUGUUAGUUCCAUUGCACACAACAGCUGGUUUUUUCUUUUUCUUUUUUUUUUUUUUAAAGCUAAAAACAUCAUGAUACCAUCUCUUUUUGCUGAUUGUGUAUUUAACAUGGAAAUGUAUCCUGAAUAUCAUUUAAAUAGCACCACUCAGACCCAUUUAUAGGGAAAAGAAUCUAUCUCAUGGCAUAUGGCAAAGAAACGUUUUGUAAGUAGAUUAUCUAAUUGCAAGAAAUUUAUGACAGUGGUUUCGUUAAUGUUGCUUCCAUUUUCUGGCUCCUUGAUGACUAUUUGCUAAUAUACGUAAUUCACAUGAAUUAGUGAAUAUUGAUGGUUCUAUUUUCUAGAACUUUUAGCAUUUUUCACUACUUUUCAUUAUUUUUCUUCUUUUCAUUGAGGCAAAAUUAAAUAAAUGUGGAAAGAUUUCAAAUGUAACUACAUAGUUAUGUCAGUUGCAGCUAUGUAAGAACUUCUUAACAAAUAUGGGUACAAGGUGUGCUUCAAAGGAAAAUAGUGAGAUUCCCAAAAAUCCAAAAUCCUCAGAUACGUAUCUGCAUUACCCUCAGAUAUCUUUAUUUGAAUUGUCAUCUCACACUGCCACCAUUUGAACUUUAUUUUAGCUUUGCAGGGGAAAUGCCUUUACUACAAUGACAGCAGUACAUUUCUCUACAACAGCAUUUAUCUUUGUGCUAUAAACAAAAACAAAAAUAAUAAUAAAAAAGGGAUCCAUUUUUUCAUACCAAAACUUCCUUCUUGAAAUGUUGAGGUAAUAGAACAACCCAAUUUUUCUCAAAAUUUCAACAUUUUACAUUUUAUCUUUGUCCAAAAUAAUUUUAGAAUACGUUGAAUUAGCAGCUUUGAAAAGUACUUGGCAUAAUUUGAUUGGAGACCUCUUUAAGUAUUCAUGUUCCAUCUUGAGAGAGACUGAGUAUCUGAACUGAAAUGAAUUUGAAAAAUAAGAAGUAUGUCUUCUUUUCUCAGUAUGGCUAGGCAUCAUAUUGUAAUUUUAUAUUCAGGUGCUGGUUGAAGUAUAUGAAAGCAAGCAUUCAUUCACAUAUAUUUCAUACAUUUGUCUACAUUUACACACACACACACACCCCAACGGAAACAAUGGAAUUUCUCUGUAUCAUCCACCACAAUGAUGAAAUUUUUUGGAUUCAUAAGAGCAUUUUAAUUUAUAUAAGAAUUAACAAAUUCUUGCACCCGUAUUAAGCGACAAGGGAACCUCUGAAAUUUUAUAAUUGGUUUUGGGAAUAUAUAGUUCUGAGGCAAAGCACAGAAUUCCUAAAAUAUCGGACAUCUUGAAACAUUGCUAAUGAAAGUUAUCUUCUCAACUGAUCCAUCAGACAAGACUUUACUCAUGCUAUCAGUUGUUUUAAAUCACUGAAGAGGUACUCUUGAGAUUUUUAGGCGUACUGAAAAUACUGCUGAGAGAUCAUGCUCUCAAUAUACAAAUCUGUCAUUCACUGGUGGAAACAAAUGAAUGAUCCAGUAAAAGUUUUUCAAAUGCUCCUAAAAUUAAAGAGGAAAAACAAAAAAGUUACCGCUUUUGUAAAAGUCAAAAUUUUGAAGCAUGUGACCAAACAAGGGAACAAGCUCAACUAAACUUAAUUUUGUUUUGUCAAGCAUUAAUCAUAGCCUAGUGAUUCAGUGUUUAGAAGUUUAUUCAUUUUGUUGAAAAUGUAUUAUAAUUUAAUUGUCAAAUUUGUUACAAGUAAGAAGUGUUUGACAUCUGGAAAACUGUGCUAGGUGCAUAAUGUUCUAAAUCCUUCCCAUUUUUUGAAUUACUGUUAUUCACUUUUUAAACAAAUAAGGGAUCUUCAUAGUACAAAAGUGAAGUUCUAUUCAGAUGUCAGUUUUGUGUAUAUAGAGGUAAGAGCACUUUUCUAUAUGCCUAAAGGGAUUUGAAUCCAUCUGGGAAAGAGUCGAUCACCUAAUAAAAUUACUGUAAGCACUAGUAAGUCUUAUAUAAAAUCCUUCAUUAAAAGGCAAAAUUAUUUUAUUAAAUAUCACAGGGUAAUUAUUCUUAGCUACAGAUUAAUUUCUGUUUUCAGGAAAGAUGUUUUUGUAUCUCUGUGUAAAACUAUUAUAAAUAGAAGUAAAAAAUUUGAACAGGCCAACUACCACACCUGUGUUACCUGUAUGCCAGUGUUACCUAUUAAAUAAAAUUGAAGUGGUGGAAAAUCCAAAUAUAAACUAGAAUCAAGGGCAAAGAGCUCUUAAUGUCAAGAAAUGUAUUUUUGAAAGUGGCUCAAGAAACUUCUGUGGCAGUUGCUAAAUGUAGCUGGUUUUUCAUAUGAGGCUAACUGUAUACGUAUGAAUACAAUUACAAAUUACUAUUCUUCUGCGGCAGAAACUAUUCUAAACAUUUUUUGCUUUAUGAUUGAUAAUUGGAAAAAAAAUGAUACUGAAUAAAAACAUCUAACAUUGUAUACUGCAUGUGAAGACUGAUUAAUGCCACAUUCGUCUGGGAAAUCUAGGCUGUGAAAAUGUGCAUUUAUUAAAUUGUGCUUGUAUUGACAUAACUCAUUUCAUCAUUUGUGAUGAGUAGUAAAUGUCCUUGAAAGAAAUGAGAUUGCACAUGUCGAAAGCAGUGAUAGAUGACAGUGAAACACUGGCAAUUGUUCAUAGAGAGAAGAAUUUAAAACCCAUAAGAGCCUCUUGAUAUUAAAUUUACAGAAUGUUAUAUCAUUUGUGAAUAUAGCCGUGACCAGAGUAUAUAUUUAGAUGCCACAGCAACCAUCUGUGAAAAUAAAUUUAUAUGUAAUAAACCUAUUGCUUAUAUUAUAAAUAUAAAAUCACGUGUACAUAAUGUAAUAUCAUUGCUAUUUUGUACUGCUUGUAUGUACAUAAAUAUUUGUUGCAUUUAACAAAUAGUGACUGCAUACUCAACAUUAUAUGAAAGAUUCAAUGUGGUAUUAUUUUAUAUGUUUAUAUGUAAUCAUGAACACAAAACCAGUGACUGCAUUGAUUGUAUAAGUUAUGGAAAUAAAUUCUUAAAGGAAGAAUGUGAGUGCACUGAUUGAAACAACUAUCUCUCCUGGUAAGAAUGAUAAUCAUAAAGAGUCUAAAAUAAUAUGUAGAAUGAAACUCCAAAAUAUGAUAUGAAUAUGUAGUGGGAAGGGGGUGCAUAUGCAGUAGAACCCUGCAGAUCUGAAAUUUCAUAUAAACCGAACAAAAUGCGGGAUAGAGAGAAUAUAAAUGAAAUAAAUAAAAUGCUUACUUGAAGUGUUAAGAAAUGAUUUGAUAAUUAUUGUAGAAAUGAACAA